Prorocentrum cordatum is the source of this 466-nucleotide messenger RNA. The record is from the annotation of a GenBank genome assembly. Lineage: Eukaryota; Dinophyceae; Prorocentrales; Prorocentraceae.
AGGCGCGCAUCGACAAGCACAUCCAGGUCUUCCUCAGGUGCCUGUCGCAGGCGGACCAGAAGACCGCGAGCGGCAGCGCCCAGCGCCUGCAGCAGAAGCUCACGGUGGGGUUCAUCCGGGAGCUCUGGCGGGAGAUGGCCCUCGUGACGAAGUCGGAGGUGGGCGACCUCAGCAUCGCCCGGGCGCAGUACGCGCAGGUCAUCGAAGGCCGUGUCGGCGCCCAGCCACGGGACGGGUGCCGCGCGGAGGACGCCGCGGGACUGCAGGAGUACGAGACCGCGUUCAUGUUGCGCAUCUUCGACCGCGCCGACACCCGGCACCGCGGCAGGGUCCACAUCGGUGAGCUGGUCACGGCGCUGGUGCUGGCCAGCCCCGAGCUCGACAGGUACAAGAAGGUCGCGCUCCUGUUCGAGGUGUUCGACCUGGACUGCGGCAACUGCAUGACCGUCGAGCAGGCGGGCUGCGC